AUUUUUAGAGCAAAAAAAUGGGAGAUGUAUACAGAGAUUAUUGUCUUAUUUUGUAUUCCUUUCCUUAUUUUUUUUUUCAUUUCUUCUGUGUUCUCGGGUUAAAAGCCUUCAGUUCUCCCUCCUUCCCUCUCUCUCUCUCUCCGCUUUCUCCGUCCUCCAGCGUGCUCCGUUGCUGACUCUAAUCGUCUUGUUCUGCUAAGACAUUCUUUGCUGUCAAUCUUUUCUAUCACCCCUCGAUUACCCAUUUGAUUAGACUCUGCUUUUGUUUUACUCUCUAUCCUUGCCUCUGUUUCUGCUCUGGGUUUCUUCUUAUAUGAUUUCCCAGUUCGGUGAACUUGACUGAGGAGAGAUAGUUCUGGUGUGGGUCUCUUCAGGGCUGAAGCUUGAAGGUUGGAAAGAUUCUUUUCUGGGUUUUUGUUUCUCCGUUCUUGUUUGUCUGUGGAGAGAGCUGUUACUGAAGAAUGACGGUUGAAGAAAGAUUGGGAAUUGUCGGGGAUGAUGAACCGAGGGAUCAGUUUCCGGUGGGCAUGCGUAUCCUUGCCGUCGAUGACGAUCCCACUUGUCUGAGGUUAUUAGAUACUCUGCUACGUCGAUGCCAGUACAAUGUUACAACAACCAGCCAGGCUAUCACGGCACUGAAGAUGUUGAGAGAAAACAGAAACAAAUUCGACCUUGUUAUCAGUGAUGUCCAUAUGCCGGACAUGGAUGGCUUUAAGCUUCUCGAACUUGUGGGGCUCGAAAUGGACCUACCUGUCAUCAUGUUGUCAGCAAAUAGUGAUACCAAUGUCGUGAUGAAGGGGAUUACUCAUGGUGCUUGUGACUAUUUGUUGAAACCGGUUCGACUUGAGGAACUCAAGAACAUAUGGCAACAUGUAGUCAGGAGAAAGAAGUUUGACUCCAAGGGUCACAAUAAUUCUAACCAUCAAGAAAAGCCUCAUCAUGGAGACAAUGAAGGUGGACAAGGGCCAACUGCAACUGGAAACACAGAACGGAAUGGGAAAUUCAACAGGAAACGGAAGGACCAGAAUGAGGAUGAGGAUGAGGAGUCUGAGGAAAAUGGGCACGAGAAUGAAGAUCCAUCCACGCAGAAGAAGCCUCGGGUUGUUUGGUCUGUGGAGCUGCACCGCAAAUUUGUUGCGGCUGUUAACCAAUUGGGUAUUGACAAGGCUGUACCAAAGCGGAUUCUAGACUUGAUGAAUGUAGAAAGGCUUACUAGAGAAAAUGUGGCAAGCCACCUUCAGAAAUAUAGGCUUUACCUGAAAAGGAUCAGUUGUGUAGCAAACCAGCAAGCAAACAUGGUUGCUGCUUUAGGGGUCAAAGAUCCAUCCUAUUUGCGCAUGAGUUCACUGGAUGGACUUGGAGACUUUCACUCCAUGAAUGGAUCAACACAACUCUCAAAUUCUUCGCUUGUUUCCUUCCCACCAGGUGUGAUGCUUAAUAGAUUGAAUACCCCUGCUGGAUUAGGCUUGCGUGGGCUUGCUUCUUCUGGAAUGAUUCAACUAGGUCGCUCUCAAAGCCCCAGCAACUCCAAUGAUCUUGGGAAGUUCCAGCAGGUUAGCCUAUCUGGAAACCAAAAAGGUAACUUACUCCAUGGGAUGCCAACAUCUUUGGAUCUUGAUCAGCUGCAGCAGAGCAAGGGCAUUUCCUGCAUUGGGGAGUUUUCUAGUUCAGUUGGGGAUCCAAAAGUUUUUCCAGUUGCCAGCAGCUUUUCAGACAAUGGGGUGGCCAUUGGUAGCUCAAGCAACUCUUUUCUCGGUGUUGCAAAUAAUCAUUUGGUAUUACAAGGACACCAACAACAGACACAAAAUAGAGGAGGAUUGACAAAUCAAUCCUCUGUUAGAGUGGCUCCACUGAAUGCAGACCCUUUUGAUGUUAGUGGUAGCGUUUCUUCCCACUUGCCAGAUCAGGGAAGAUUGAAUGGUAACUGGCAAAGUGCUGUUCCAUUAACUGGGUUUUCAUCAAACUCUUUGCCACUAAGUGAUCCUUUUAACAAUGGAGAUUUAUCUUCUAGUUGUUUGAGAGAUGAUAAUUCAUCAAAUGGUUCUCAUCUUGGGAGCAACCCACUCAAUGUUUCUACUGCCAGUGUAGUAACUGCAUCAUUGCAGGAUUCAAGAAGAGAUGUACAAUGCCAAGCAGGUAGCCCAUCUGGUAACAGUGUUCAACAUGAUAACCCAAAAUUCUUGAACUUCAGAGGUUUUGGUUCGUGUAUAAGCCAGAGUAUGACCUAUCCCUCAAAGCAAGGAUGGGAAGACCAUAAACAAGAUUACACCCAUGGCUCAAAUCUUAUGUUCAGAUCCUUAAAUUCUUCUUUGCCUAGCCAUGGUGUUGUGAGUCCCUUAAACCAGAGCUUGGGACAGAAUAGUGUGGUCUGCAGUACAAACACAGAUGCCAAUUUGGUUGGCCAAUCAAAUACUGGUGCUCCAUUUAUAUUGCAGAAUAAUGAGAUUGAGAAGUCAGUUAUGGACGCAACCAUGAAGUUGAACUUAUUGGAGCAAUCUAGGUCCCAAGGCGAGUACAUCUCUAAUAAUUGUGGCUCCUUGGAAGAUUUAGUUAGUGCAAUGAUUAAACGGGAAAGGGAUGAGGUAACGCUAAUGGAUGGAGACAUUGGCUGUGAUGUUUAUCCCCUUGGAACAUGUAUGUGAAACUUUGAUAGCUACCAACUUAUAGAGGAGAAAAGACUGCAACAUUAUAAAUGCCUCCUUGAGGAGUUUGUAUAAUCAUGUAUCUCUUUGCUUUUAUGUAUUGCUUAUCUGUAUGUCAUCAAAUUCCAUUUGGUAGUUCCACUUGCUACUUGCUUUUUCCAAUUUUCUUACUCUUGUUUUUUUUCAAUAUCCUCAUUUUAUUUCCUGAUGAUGAAGCAGUGGCAUGAGAGACCAUCAACCUUCUUAUUUCUGGUGGUUCCCACUCUUCUAUAUUAUGUAAAAUAGUAAGUCGAAGCUGUUUGUAUGCAAUUAAUUUCAAGUCGUUACGCCAUA
Messenger RNA from Nelumbo nucifera (sacred lotus), 2975 nucleotides. RefSeq names its product two-component response regulator ORR23-like. The record is from RefSeq and is a predicted model, not a curated record. Lineage: Eukaryota; Viridiplantae; Streptophyta; Magnoliopsida; Proteales; Nelumbonaceae. Gene Ontology annotation, biological process: cytokinin-activated signaling pathway; phosphorelay signal transduction system. Gene Ontology annotation, molecular function: DNA binding; DNA-binding transcription factor activity.